Molecule: messenger RNA, 1717 nt
Organism: Carya illinoinensis
Lineage: Eukaryota; Viridiplantae; Streptophyta; Magnoliopsida; Fagales; Juglandaceae
Product: bifunctional nuclease 2
Exons: 11
Coding region: 380-1381 (333 amino acids)
Biological process (GO): protein ubiquitination
Cellular component (GO): nucleus; VCB complex
Molecular function (GO): nuclease activity
Source: RefSeq, a predicted model, not a curated record
UUGAUCGCUGAUCUCUGUUUAACUUCCAAAGCUUUUGGAGGCUUUUAGGUGUGGUUACGGGUUUUGAUUUAUUUAUUCUAUCUGGAUGAUUCUCUAGAACUUCUAACUGACUGAUACCAUUCGAGAACUCAAAAAAAUUCCACAGAGAGAGAGAGAGAGAGAGAUGCCACUCCGAAAGUUUUGUGUCUGUUGGUUUCCGAGAAAGAGGAAAAGGAAAAAAAAAAAAAACAGACAAGGAAAAAAGAGGACAACAUAUGGGUUCAUCUGUGAUUGGUGGCUUUUAGUAUUUCUAAGUAAGGAAAACCCGACAUACGAGGACAGAUACUGUAUUUUUUGCCUUAAUUACUUGCAGCGAGGCCAAUAGGCCGAAGGAGGGAAUAUGGGGUCUCUGCAAGGACCAGUUGUUUGCCCCACAGUUCGAGCAAAGCAAGUGGGGUUUUACGCUCUGCCAAUGAUUGGUCCUUUCCCGAAGGCUAGGCUGUUUGGGAGUGAAUUCUGGGGAUUCAAAGGGAUCAGUUAUAGAAAGACUAAAUUGGGGAAUCUUUCUCACCAAUUACACGUGCAAAAGGGCAAGACGGUGCAUUGUUGUUAUGGUUCAUCCUCCAAUGGGAAUGGAAGCACCUCGGAGAACUUCAAUGAAAACGACGAAGACUACAUAAAUUCUAGCGUGAUUGAAGCUGUUGAGGUGAAGAGUGGAGCAGAUGGUUUCAUGAUCAAAAUGAGGGAUGGAAGGCAUCUAAGAUGUGCCCACAACAACCCUCAGGGUGGGCAUUUGCCAGAUUAUGCUCCACAUCCUGCAAUUGUGUUGAAAAUGGAAGAUGGGACCGGUCUUCUUCUUCCAAUAAUUGUUUUGGAGAUGCCGAGUGUGUUACUCAUGGCAGCCGUACGCAAUGUUCCAGUAGCAAGACCCACACUGUAUCAAGUGGUUAAGGAGAUGAUUGAUAAGAUGGGCUAUGAAGUCAGACUCGUUAGAGUUACUCGGAGAGUGCAUGAGGCAUAUUUUGCUCAGUUAUAUCUUACCAAGGUAGAUAAUGGAACAGAGUGUAUUAGUUUUGACCUUCGGCCUUCAGAUGCCAUCAACAUUGCAGUCAGAUGCAAGGUGCCAAUUCAGGUUAACAAGUACUUGGCAUAUAGUGAUGGAAUGAAAGUCAUUGAAUCUGGCAAGCUGUUAAUGCAAACCCUAGCCUCAGAUGGUUUAUUAUUUACUGAAAUGGAUCGGCCAAGUGGUCAACCAUGCAUUGAAACAAAGGAGUUUGAUCUUGUGCGCAACAUGCUGAUUGCUGUCGUUGAAGAACGCUAUAGAGAUGCUGCUCAGUGGCGCGACAAACUCAGUCAAUUUCGGGCUAAAAGGAACUUAAAUAACAGCUCUUGGACAGUAUAAUCUGCACAUAAAAACAUUGUUAUCCAAAGUUGUUGAGGUCCUCAACACGAAAAUGAUACCUCUCAUCCCUUCUAUCUACAGGAAGCUUGUGAAUAUAUAUGUAAAUACAAACUUUAAAUGCAAAUGUAGUACUUGUUGAACAUGUGGGACUGGUUGACUCUGCAUAUUAUUUGUGUCUGGUGGUUUCGAAGCUAAUGGAACUGUUAUGAGGAUGCACAGUUUCUUGUCACCAGCGUAUUGCUGGGCUGUGCUUUGAUGUUGGGCAAAAGCAGCAGCUGUAUAGGAUGUUUAGCUGCACAUUGUUCAUUAAUUUGAUGAAUCGUUUCGUUUACAUUA